UAGAGCUACUUCGUCUCUCUCUCUCUCUCGGAAACUCAAUUUGAUUACUUCUCUUCAGUAAGGGUUUUAAAAAGAUGAAGCUUGAUACUAGUGGGUUCGAGACGUCCAUGCCCACGAUUGGUUUCGGCUCCAGCAACGAUAUGCUUGAUGGGUUUUCCACUGUGCCUUCCUUUGAUCUUCCCCGCACUACUGAUUUUGAUGGGUUUCAGAAAGAAGCAGUACAGAUGGUGAAGCCAGCGAAAGGAACAACCACGCUAGCUUUUAUAUUCAAGGAAGGUGUUAUGGUUGCUGCUGAUUCUCGUGCUAGCAUGGGUGGAUAUAUCUCCUCACAAUCUGUGAAGAAGAUUAUUGAAAUCAAUCCUUAUAUGCUUGGUACAAUGGCUGGAGGAGCUGCUGAUUGUCAAUUCUGGCACAGAAAUCUUGGAAUUAAGUGCCGUCUACAUGAGCUGGCCAACAAGAGGAGAAUUUCUGUUUCCGGAGCUUCAAAGCUUCUCGCAAACAUGCUCUACUCAUACCGUGGAAUGGGACUUUCUGUCGGCACAAUGAUUGCUGGAUGGGAUGAAACUGGUCCUGGACUAUACUAUGUGGACAACGAAGGAGGAAGGCUCAAGGGAGACAGGUUUUCAGUCGGUUCUGGUUCACCAUACGCUUAUGGUGUACUUGACAGCGGGUACAAAUUCGAUAUGUCAGUUGAAGAAGCAUCUGAGUUAGCAAGGAGAUCAAUCUACCAUGCGACAUUCCGUGAUGGAGCCAGUGGUGGAGUUGCUAGCGUGUACCAUGUUGGUCCUAAUGGAUGGAAGAAGCUGUCAGGAGAUGAUGUUGGGGAGCUACACUAUCACUACUACCCUGUGCCACCAGCCACUGCAGAACAAGUCAUGGAGGAAGCGGUGGCCGAGUAAGAAGGCCAAAAUCAUUCACCCUCUUUUCUGUUUCUUGCUUAGCUUAAACUUCGGUGUUCACUUAAAUAAGAAUCUCCUUUUUUUUCAUCUGCGAAUACACUCUUUAUUUUGUUCAAACAGCUCUAAUUUAACCUUCAAUUAACUAAACGAUAAGUUUCGAAAAAAAAUGUUUAGUUGAAGAGAUCUUCUUA
This is a messenger RNA of Eruca vesicaria subsp. sativa (arugula), 1090 nucleotides long. NCBI's taxonomy places the organism in Eukaryota, Viridiplantae, Streptophyta, Magnoliopsida, Brassicales, Brassicaceae. The record is from the annotation of a GenBank genome assembly.